CGGGCGGGGGGCAGAGCGGCCCGGCGGGCGGGGGCCAUGGCCAAGGCGUACGACCACCUCUACAAACUGCUGCUCAUCGGCGACAGCGGCGUGGGCAAGACCUGCCUCAUCAUCCGCUUCGCCGAGGACAACUUCACCAGCACCUACAUCUCCACCAUCGGCAUCGACUUCAAAAUCCGGACGGUGGAAAUCGAUGGGAAGAAGAUCAAGCUGCAGGUCUGGGACACGGCGGGGCAGGAGCGCUUCAAAACCAUCACGACAGCCUAUUACCGCGGGGCCGUGGGCAUCAUCCUGGUGUACGACAUCACGGAUGAGAAAUCCUUCGAGAACAUCCAGAACUGGAUGAAGAGCAUCAAGGAGAAUGCAUCUGCUGGUGUCGAGCGGCUCCUCAUCGGCAACAAGUGCGACAUGGAGAGCAAGCGCAAAGUGCAGCGGGACGCCGCCGAGAAGCUGGCCAAGGAGCACGGGAUCCGCUUCUUCGAGACCAGUGCCAAGUCCAGCGUGAACGUGGAGGAGGCCUUCAGCACGCUGGCGCGGGACAUCCUGCAGAAAUCAACCCGAAAAGCGGUCCCGAGCACCACCGCCACGGCCGGCUCGCUGCCGGAGCCCAGCGCCCCGCGGCGGGGCAGCUCCCGGUGCCGGCUGCUGUAGGGCCGCCACCGCCCCGGGGCAGCGCGGGCGCCUCUCCGGGAGCCGGGGGGGGCUGCAGCGGGGGCGACCCCGCACCAGGUGCCAUAAACCCGGCCUGUGCCUUGC
Messenger RNA from Anas platyrhynchos (mallard), 756 nucleotides. It is a transcript of the gene RAB13, whose product is annotated as RAB13, member RAS oncogene family. Gene Ontology annotation, molecular function: GTP binding; GTPase activity. The record is from RefSeq and is a predicted model, not a curated record. Lineage: Eukaryota; Metazoa; Chordata; Aves; Anseriformes; Anatidae.